Molecule: messenger RNA, 4318 nt
Organism: Acomys russatus (golden spiny mouse)
Lineage: Eukaryota; Metazoa; Chordata; Mammalia; Rodentia; Muridae
Gene: Mapk8ip3
Product: mitogen-activated protein kinase 8 interacting protein 3
Exons: 32
Coding region: 134-4147 (1337 amino acids)
Biological process (GO): vesicle-mediated transport
Cellular component (GO): cytoplasm
Molecular function (GO): kinesin binding; JUN kinase binding; MAP kinase scaffold activity
Source: RefSeq, a predicted model, not a curated record
AGUGACUGGAGUGACGGGCGCGGCCUGGGCGGCGGCGGCGGCGCAUCCUAAGGUGGCGGCUGACUGAGGUGACAGCGGCCCGUGGCCUCGGGCACCGGCACGAGCCGCGCUGGCGGCGGCGGCGAUAGCCGCGAUGAUGGAGAUCCAGAUGGACGAGGGCGGAGGUGUGGUGGUGUACCAAGACGACUACUGCUCGGGCUCGGUCAUGUCGGAGCGUGUGUCGGGCCUGGCGGGCUCCAUCUACCGAGAGUUCGAGCGCCUCAUCCACUGCUACGACGAGGAGGUGGUCAAGGAGCUCAUGCCGCUGGUGGUGAACGUGCUGGAGAACCUGGACUCGGUGCUGAGCGAGAACCAGGAGCACGAGGUGGAGCUGGAGCUCCUGCGCGAGGACAACGAGCAGCUGCUCACGCAGUACGAGCGCGAGAAGGCGCUGCGCAAACAGGCCGAGGAGAAAUUUAUCGAAUUUGAAGAUGCCUUGGAACAAGAGAAGAAAGAACUCCAGAUCCAGGUAGAACAUUAUGAGUUUCAGACACGCCAACUGGAGCUAAAGGCCAAAAACUAUGCAGAUCAGAUUUCCCGACUGGAGGAACGGGAAUCAGAGAUGAAGAAAGAAUACAAUGCCCUACACCAGCGGCACACAGAGAUGAUCCAGACCUACGUGGAACACAUCGAAAGAUCUAAGAUGCAGCAAGUUGGGAGUAGUGGCCAAACAGAAAGCAGCCUGCCAGGGCGGAGCAGGAAGGAGCGUCCCACCUCUCUGAAUGUCUUCCCCCUGGCUGAUGGCAUGGUACGUGCACAGAUGGGGGGCAAGCUCGUGCCUGCGGGGGACCACUGGCACCUGAGUGACCUCGGCCAGCUGCAGUCCAGCUCCAGCUACCAGUGUCCAAACGAUGAGAUGUCUGAGUCAGGCCAGUCCUCAGCAGCUGCAACGCCCAGUACCACUGGGACCAAGUCCAACACACCCACAUCCUCCGUGCCCUCAGCAGCAGUCACACCACUCAACGAGAGCCUACAGCCAUUGGGGGACUAUGGCAGUGUCACAAAGAACAACAAGCGGGCCCGAGAGAAGCGCAACAGCCGUAACAUGGAAGUUCAGGUCACCCAAGAAAUGCGGAACGUCAGUAUCGGUAUGGGCAGCAGUGAUGAGUGGUCUGAUGUUCAGGACAUUAUCGACUCUACCCCAGAACUGGAUGUGUGUCCGGAAACCCGUCUGGACCGCACAGGAAGCAGCCCGACCCAGGGAAUUGUGAACAAAGCUUUUGGCAUCAACACUGACUCCCUGUAUCAUGAACUAUCUACAGCGGGGUCUGAGGUCAUCGGGGAUGUGGAUGAGGGAGCCGACCUCCUAGGGGAGUUCUCAGUGCGCGAUGAUUUUUUUGGAAUGGGCAAAGAAGUGGGAAACCUGCUGUUGGAGAACUCACAGCUUCUAGAAACAAAAAAUGCUUUGAAUGUGGUGAAGAAUGACCUCAUCGCCAAGGUAGACCAACUGUCAGGGGAGCAGGAGGUGCUGAAGGGUGAGCUGGAAGCAGCCAAGCAAGCCAAAGUCAAGCUAGAGAACCGAAUCAAAGAGCUUGAAGAAGAGCUGAAAAGAGUCAAGUCAGAGGCUGCAAUUGCCCGCCGUGAGCCCAGAGAAGAGGUGGAGGAUGUAAGCAGCCUUCUCUCUACAGAAUUGGACAAAAUCCCCAUGGCCCAGCGGCGGCGUUUCACAAGGGUGGAGAUGGCCCGAGUGCUCAUGGAACGCAACCAAUACAAGGAACGACUAAUGGAGCUGCAGGAGGCCGUGCGGUGGACUGAAAUGAUCAGAGCAUCAAGGGAACACCCAUCUGUCCAGGAAAAGAAGAAGUCCACUAUCUGGCAGUUCUUCAGCCGCCUCUUCAGUUCUUCAUCCAGCCCUCCUCCGGCCAAACGAUCCUACCCGUCUGUGAAUAUUCACUACAAGUCACCUACCACAGCCGGCUUCAGCCAGCGUCGCAGCCAUGCCAUGUGCCAGAUCUCAGCUGGCAGCCGACCCCUGGAGUUCUUUCCUGAUGAUGACUGCACCUCUUCUGCCCGGCGGGAGCAGAAGCGGGAGCAGUACCGCCAGGUUCGUGAACAUGUGCGCAAUGACGACGGGAGGCUGCAGGCCUGUGGGUGGAGCCUGCCUGCCAAGUACAAACAGCUAAGCCCAAAUGGAGGCCAGGAAGACACCAGGAUGAAAAAUGUGCCUGUCCCCGUGUACUGCCGCCCUCUGGUGGAGAAGGAUCCCACAAUGAAGCUUUGGUGUGCUGCUGGUGUCAACCUGAGCGGGUGGAAACCAAAUGAAGAGGACUCAAGUAAUGGACCCAAGCCCGCGCCAGGUCGAGACCCUCUGACCUGCGAUCGCGAAGUAGAAGGCGAGCCCAAGAGUAGCCACCCAUCACCUGAGAAGAAGAAGGCAAAGGAGGCCCCUGAGGCAGAUGCUACCUCCAGUCGGGUAUGGAUCCUCACCAGCACCCUGGCCACCAGCAAAGUGGUGAUCAUUGAUGCCAACCAACCAGGCACUGUUGUGGAUCAGUUCACAGUCUGCAAUGCCCAUGUCCUGUGUAUCUCCAGCAUUCCUGCGGCCAAUGACAGUGACUAUCCCCCUGGGGAGAUGUUCCUGGACAGUGAUGUGAACCCUGAAGACUCAGGUGUUGACGGUGUGCUGGCUGGCAUCACCUUGGUGGGGUGUGCUACCCGCUGCAAUGUACCACGUAGCAACUGCUCCUCCCGAGGAGACACUCCAGUGCUGGACAAGGGGCAGGGGGACGUGGCAGCCACUGCCAAUGGGAAGGUCAAUCCAUCCCAAUCCACAGAAGAAGCCACAGAAGCCACAGAGGUGCCAGACCCUGGUCCCAGCGAGCCAGAAGCAACAACAGUUCGGCCCGGGCCCCUCACAGAGCAUGUCUUCACUGACCCGGCACCCACCCCACCCACCAGCACCCAGUGUGCCAGUGCAAAUGGGCCAGAGCCCGAUGGCAGCACUGUGCAGCCUCAAGUAGAGCCCAAUGGGGAACCCUCAGCAGCCACCAGUAGUGCUGCACCCACCAUGUGGCUAGGAGCCCAGAAUGGCUGGCUAUAUGUGCAUUCAGCGGUAGCCAACUGGAAGAAGUGUCUGCACUCCAUCAAGCUAAAAGACUCUGUGCUGAGCCUGGUGCAUGUCAAAGGCCGAGUGCUGGUAGCUCUUGCAGAUGGGACCCUGGCCAUCUUCCAUCGUGGCGAGGAUGGCCAAUGGGACCUGAGCAACUACCACCUAAUGGACCUGGGCCACCCCCACCACUCUAUCCGCUGCAUGGCUGUUGUGGAUGACCGAGUCUGGUGUGGCUACAAGAACAAAGUGCAUGUCAUCCAGCCCAAGACAAUGCAGAUUGAGAAAUCAUUUGAUGCCCACCCAAGGCGGGAAAGCCAGGUGCGACAGCUGGCCUGGAUCGGUGAUGGAGUAUGGGUCUCUAUUCGCCUGGAUUCCACCCUUCGGCUCUACCACGCUCACACCCACCAGCACCUGCAGGAUGUGGACAUUGAGCCUUAUGUUAGCAAGAUGCUGGGUACCGGCAAGCUGGGCUUCUCCUUCGUGCGCAUCACAGCCCUACUCAUUGCAGGCAACCGUCUGUGGGUGGGCACUGGCAAUGGGGUUGUCAUCUCCAUCCCCUUAACUGAGACUGUGGUCUUGCAUCGAGGCCAGCUCUUGGGGCUCCGGGCCAAUAAGACAUCCCCAACAUCUGGGGAGGGGACCCGCCCCGGGGGCAUCAUCCACGUGUACGGGGAUGACAACAGUGACAAGGCUGCCAGUAGUUUCAUCCCCUACUGCUCCAUGGCUCAGGCUCAGCUCUGCUUCCACGGGCACCGUGAUGCUGUCAAAUUCUUUGUCUCUGUGCCAGGAAAUGUGCUGGCCACUCUCAAUGGCAGUGUGCUAGACAGCCCAUCAGAGGGCCCUGGGCCUGCUGCAUCUGCUGCAGAUGCUGAGGGCCAGAAGUUGAAGAAUGCUCUGGUGCUGAGCGGUGGUGAAGGUUACAUCGACUUCCGCAUUGGCGAUGGAGAGGAUGAUGAAACUGAGGAAAGUGCCGGAGAGGUGAACCAGGCAACAACCAGAUUGUCCAAGGCUGAGCGCAGCCACAUCAUCGUGUGGCAGGUGUCCUACACCCCUGAGUGAGAACCUGCCCUGCCUGAUGCCAACUGUACAUAGGACCCUACCUGCCUGCCCCCCCGCCUGUUCCCUGGGGCAGUAAGGUUCGUCCACCCCCUUUUAACCUCUCAACUUGCAGCUUUUGCCUGAGGUCCAGCCCCCAGCUGUUAGAGAGGGGUGAAGCAGGUUUGGGGGAGU